CAGCGCAGCGCGGUCAUGGCGUUCAUGCUGUAUUCACUGCUGCAGGCCGGGCUGCUCGUCGUCAACGCCAUCGCCGUGCUGCACGAGGAGCGCUUCCUCCGCAACGUUAGCUGGGCAAGUGAUCAAGGGGUUGGAGGAUUUGGAGAGGAACCAGGAAUUAAAGCACAGCUAAUGAACCUCAUUCGAUCUGUACGAACCGUUAUGAGAGUGCCAUUAAUAGCAAUGAACUCCGUUACCAUUGUGCUCCUCCUGUUGUUUGGUUGAAGAUACCUGUUGCAAAAUCUUUUGGACAUCCAAAGAAGCAAGUUGCUAGCCAUCACUGCUCUGAGUUUUCUGGGAUCCAGCACGGUUUAGCUGUCAGUUUGACAUUCAACUUAAAAUAAUAAAGACACUGUUUCUAUUUAUCCUAUUUCCUAAUGUUCACUUUCAGUUUCAUUAAACAAGAUAAUGGGAUCAAUGCAACAGUGCUGCAAA
Messenger RNA from Oxyura jamaicensis (ruddy duck), 474 nucleotides. RefSeq names its product immediate early response 3-interacting protein 1-like. The transcript has 3 exons. NCBI's taxonomy places the organism in Eukaryota, Metazoa, Chordata, Aves, Anseriformes, Anatidae. Gene Ontology annotation, biological process: endoplasmic reticulum to Golgi vesicle-mediated transport. The record is from RefSeq and is a predicted model, not a curated record. Gene Ontology annotation, cellular component: COPII-coated ER to Golgi transport vesicle; Golgi membrane; endoplasmic reticulum membrane. The coding region runs from base 16 to 264 and encodes 82 amino acids.